Monopterus albus (swamp eel) is the source of this 2266-nucleotide messenger RNA. It is a transcript of the gene nmnat2, whose product is annotated as nicotinamide nucleotide adenylyltransferase 2. Lineage: Eukaryota; Metazoa; Chordata; Actinopteri; Synbranchiformes; Synbranchidae. Gene Ontology annotation, biological process: NAD+ biosynthetic process. Bases 85 to 1008 code for a protein of 307 amino acids. Gene Ontology annotation, cellular component: Golgi apparatus. The record is from RefSeq and is a predicted model, not a curated record. The transcript is spliced from 11 exons. Gene Ontology annotation, molecular function: nicotinamide-nucleotide adenylyltransferase activity; nicotinate-nucleotide adenylyltransferase activity.
AACACCGGAAACACAGAAGCACUCGGGAGAGGCAUCGAACUGGACCGGGACACUGGAGAACAGAAGAAAAACACAAGAGGGACCAUGACAGAAACCAUCAAAACUCAUGUCAUCCUGCUGUCCUGCGGCAGCUUUAACCCCAUCACCAAGGGACACAUCCAUAUGUUCGAAAAAGCCAGAGACUAUCUGCACAAAACAGGGCGGUUCAUUGUGAUCGGAGGGAUCAUCUCACCGGUGCACGACUCCUACGGAAAACCUGGUCUGGUGUCCAGCAGACAUCGGCUCACCAUGUGUCAACUCGCUGUCCAGUCCUCCGACUGGAUCAGGGUGGACCCCUGGGAGUGUUACCAGGACACCUGGCAGACAACCUGCAGCGUGCUGGAGCAUCACCGUGACCUGAUGAAGAGAGUUACCGGCUGCAUCCUGUCCAACGUCAGUACGCCAUCAACGACUCCUGUGAUCGGUCAGCCACAGAAUCAGACUCCACCCAUCUACCAGAACCACAACAACAUGAAUCACAAGCCCAACGCCAUCAAACUGUGGGGGAAGCUCAGUGAGAGUUUGGGGAAAAUCUGCUGUGUCCGUCCGCACAUUGAGCGCUUCACCUUUGUAGAUGAAAACGCUAACCUGGGCACUGCAGUGAGAUACGAGGAGAUCGAGUUACGCAUCUUGCUCCUGUGUGGCAGUGACCUCCUGGAGUCCUUCUGCAUCCCUGGCCUGUGGAAGGACAGUGAUAUGGAGGUAAUAGUGGGGGAUUUCGGGAUCGUUGUGGUUCCCCGUGACGGAGCCGACACAGAGAGAAUCAUGAAUCACUCCUCUAUUCUCCGCAAGUACACGGACAACAUCAUCGUGGUGAAAGAUGCCACAAACCACCCGAUGGCCAUCGUCAGCUCAACCAAGAGCAGACUGGCCCUGCAGCACGGUGACAGCCAUGUUGUGGACUACCUGAGUCAGCCCGUCAUCGACUACAUCCUGCAGAGUCAGCUGUACAUCACCGCCUCAGGAUAAAGACUGCAACCUGCCGGCAUGACAACAGGGAGAGUGGAUGGAGUGGGGGGCGGGGGGUCAACCUACCUACAACCAUCAUCAUCUAUAGUAGUAUAACACCCCCCCACCACCACCAAAAAAAAUAAAAUGUCCUUGUCUGCCUUCUGUGUCAAACAUAUACUCUUCUUUGAGCUGUCGCUUUCCAGCAGGAGCAUUAGUGUCCCCCCUUCUGUCUGUGUCAUGUGACUUUACCAUCUGGGGGGAUGAGAUGGGGGUGUUGUAGCAGAGGUAUGGAAGUAAUUGAUAAGGGCUGCAGAGGUGUCACUGAUGUAUUAUUUACUGCAGUGGUGACAGCAGUGUUUUCACCCUCUCUUUGUUUCUGUCUUUAUUAAUGUUCAGGGAUGCAUGACACAUCUGAGCAUGCUCAGUGUAACAAUGGCAGGUGGAAUUAUGGGGACAAAACUCUCUUGUGUGUCAGGGUCAAUGGGCUUCAUGCAAGAACAGUUGAAAUGUACAGAUUCAUCCUUAAGUAGCAUCUGAUCCCAGAGAACCUGUUGAGUUCAUCACAAGUUUAAUUAAAUUCCUAAGUAGCCCGGGCCUAUUGUACAGGUAGAAAAAUAUUUGUUUGACUUAAGAAUCAUGAUGUGCUACAUCAUUAGAUAUGUUCCCAGAGUUAAAGUGAAACCAGAUACAGUGGAAUCUGUUUAGGUUUGAUUUGAUCACUUGUUUUGUCAUAUAACAAAUACUAAAAAGACUAAAUUCAAAGUUUUAUUUACUGUACUUGUGCAGCUUCACAGUGAGCCUCAGUUCAUUGUUGGACCACAACUCUUCUGUUCUGGUUCACUGUCCCCACUCUGAUAACGCGGCUCUGGGCCGCAGCAGGAAGCAGCUGCUCUAAACAGUUGCUGUCCACGACAGUCAGAGGCCAGCUGGGGAACAGCAGUUCAGAGACAGAGAGGAGGUGGAGACCAAACAAAGAGCUAACAGAGAGGGCACACUGAGCUGAGGCUCAUCAGAAGACACAGACACGCUGCACAUGGAGGAUAAGAAAUAAGAGUAAGAAACUGUUUGAUCACAAGUUUAACAUAAGUAUAAAUGUGAUGUCACUGUUGCGUUUCUGCUGACAUCAAGUGUCUCAAAACCAGUUACUGCAGAUUUAAAAUAUUUUUUAAAUCAUCUUCUUCUGAGGGGACGGCACAGUGGUCAGCACUGUCACCUCACAGCAAGAAGGUUCUGGGUUCGAGCCCCAGCUGACCCGGGGCCUUUCUGUGUGGAGUCU